GAAGCAGUCACCUGGAAAAUUCAGUCAUUCAUUAUAAUUCUGUUUUGAAAAAUUUAUUUAUUAAACCUUUUUUUAUAAUUCCAUUAUAAUUCGGAAUGAGUAUAUAUAGCCUUAAAGGCUUAAAUGUGCGUUUCUGCCGGCAGGCCUACAUAUUGGCACAUGUCCGGGCAGGAGUUGUUCCGAUGCCGGGCCGCACCAAAUUGAGGUUAAGUUUAUGUGAGUGCAGUGAUCAGCAGCUAAAUAGUAGUCGAGGAUAUGCAAUAAACAACACAGGCGCAACAAUUGAUGAACUAAAUGGACUAAAACCAUAUCUUCUUGCAGCCAUAACGCCGUUACGCAGUAGUCACAACAACUUAUAUCAAAUGACGGGCGGCUCUAAAUGUGGUGUGAAAAAUGCUGAAUUACUACAAGCAAAAGACUGCAAUAUAAGUAAAAGAAAAAAUGUAACUUCUGAUAAGAAGCCAUGUGACGGUGAAGGAGCAGGUGGUUCAGGUAGUAAAAAGGGUGCGCCAAGUGGCGGUUCGAUUAUGGGAGAUGAUGAGGCAACCAGAAAAACUAGAAUGCUACUAGCUUUAUUGGCGGCGCUAGGUCUAGGUGGUUUGCUUUUAUGGUUAUUAACAAGGCGAAAACAGAAGGUCGCCGAUAGCACAGAAUGCGGUAAACCUGCAGCGAUUUCAUCCACAGUGCCAGCGACCUCUGCUGAAUUGCCAAAACACGUACCAUAUUUGCUGAUCGGAGGUGGUACAGCAGGUUUCUCAGCAUUCCGUGCCAUCAAAUCAAAUGAUCCGCGUGCGAAGGUGCUUAUGAUAACAAACGAAUCGCGAAAACCUUACAUGCGUCCGCCACUUUCUAAAGAACUUUGGUAUUCAGCGGAGAAGGGUGAAGUUACAAAAGACUAUCGUUUCAAACAAUGGACCGGCGCUGAAAGAAGUUUAUUCUUUGAGCCCGAGGAGUUCUUUGUAGACCCUACGAAACUAAUGGAAACUGUAAAUGGUGGAAUUGCCGUUGCACAAGGGUUCACCGUCAAAAAGAUUGAUGCAGCCAAACAUAUCGUAACUUUAGCUGAUGGUUAUGAAAUUACUUAUGACGAAUGUUUGAUAGCGACAGGUUGUGCGCCGAAAAGUCUCGAUGUUUUUGCACAAGCAACUCCGGGUGUUAAGGAGAAAGUUAUGGUGUAUCGCAGUCCGGAUGAUUUUGAACGUUUAAAACGUUAUGCCGAUGAAAAGAAAUCCAUUACAAUUGUGGGGAAUGGCUUUACUGGCAGCGAGUUGGCCUGCUCACUGGCAAACUAUGCCAAAGAUAAGAAAGUGAAAAUAUAUCAAAUAUUUCCGGAAUCUGGAAAUAUGUCAAAAGUGCUACCGACCUACUUAAGUAACUGGACUACUGCCAAAGUGGAAUCAAUGGGUGUGUGUGUCAUGCCGGAGACUUCUAUUAAAAAUGCGCAACGCGAUGAAGCAGCGCUCAAGCUGGUGCUCAAUAAUGGAAAGAGUCUUUUAACUGAUGUGGUUGUUGUGUGCGUUGGAUGUGAACCAAAUACAAGCAUAGCGUUAACCUCAGGUUUGGAGGUCGAUAAGAGUUUGGGCGGUUUUGUGGUUAAUGCCGAACUAGAAGCUAGACGAAAUUUGUUUGUGGCGGGGGAUGCAUCCUGCUUUUACGAUCCGUUGCUGGGCAGGCGACGUGUGGAGCACCACGAUCAUUCCGUGGUGUCUGGUAGAUUAGCGGGUGAAAAUAUGGUUGGCAAAAAGAAAGCCUAUAAUCAUCAAAGUAUGUUUUGGUCCGACUUGGGUCCAGAGGUCGGUUAUGAGGGUAUCGGCCUUGUUGAUGCUUCCUUACGCACAGUUGGUGUAUUCGCAUUGCCAACACCAAGUCCAGAACGACGUACCGAUAAUUUAAGCGAAACAGCUGUUAUGGAGGGUGGCGGCAGUGGCAGUACAGUAACUGUGAAUCCGGAAACACCGGACGUUAAGUGUGAUCCAAAAGAUGCUGACGAAUAUGGGCGUGGUGUUAUAUUCUAUAUGAAAGAUGAUAAAAUAGUCGGCAUUCUGUUGUGGAAUCUAUUUAAUCGUAUUGGUUUGGCGCGAACAAUUAUAAAUCAAAAUAAGAAAUAUGACGAUUUAAAUGAAGUGGCGAAACUUUUCGAAAUUCACGCGUAGUUCCGCGCAAUGCAUUAAACAAAUUCGGUAAUGUUUAAUAAUAAUUUGGUUAGGUAAAAAUGUUUGUUACCGUUAGUUAAUUACAAGUGUAAAUUUGCAAUGUACAAUUUGAAAAAAAACGAAACAUCAACUACCUUUAAAAAUAUGCAUUUCGAUUCAAAUCAAUACACACACAUAAAAGCAAAAACCACCAAAAAUUAAAAGUGUGUUGCUUUGUAAUUUAAGGACCCUCGUAGCUGCCAGCAGCAUGGGUCGUCAAGCCGGAAAAGCAUUUUUAGAAAAUUGUUUGGAAUGCUAAAUAUGUACGCAAAUGGUGCACUACUUGCCUAGCAUUUAAGCUUUAUCACAAGAAAACGAAAGCAAAUGAUGGUAUUCGUACACUGCUUUUAUUAUAAGAAAUCCUAAUUGAAACCAAAACACAAAAACAAAUACUUAAAAAAUAUACUUAUUUUUUAUUUGCACAGUAUGGCAAAGUGCACCCUUUAUUUUAUGCCUUUGGCAUAGAUGAAGUGUUUCUGAAAAUGACGAGGUAGUAUAAAUAUUAGAAUAAAAUAGAACUGUUGAAAAUAAA
Bactrocera tryoni is the source of this 2724-nucleotide messenger RNA. RefSeq names its product putative apoptosis-inducing factor 1, mitochondrial (gene AIF). Gene Ontology annotation, biological process: apoptotic process; mitochondrial respiratory chain complex assembly. The record is from RefSeq and is a predicted model, not a curated record. The coding region runs from base 96 to 2153 and encodes 685 amino acids. Gene Ontology annotation, molecular function: FAD binding; NAD(P)H oxidase H2O2-forming activity; protein dimerization activity. Gene Ontology annotation, cellular component: cytoplasm; mitochondrion. The transcript has 9 exons. NCBI's taxonomy places the organism in Eukaryota, Metazoa, Arthropoda, Insecta, Diptera, Tephritidae.